Messenger RNA from Bipolaris maydis ATCC 48331, 924 nucleotides. RefSeq lists its product as uncharacterized. Lineage: Eukaryota; Fungi; Ascomycota; Dothideomycetes; Pleosporales; Pleosporaceae. The record is from RefSeq and is a predicted model, not a curated record.
AUGGCACACGCAAGCUCCGCCGCUAACCCACGCUUGGGUCAGCGUCGCACCUCCUCUACUUCAUUUCAAUACGAUACAAGGAAUGUCAACGGCUGGGAUGAUAUCUUCAGCGGCUUCGACAUCACCGACCCAGCUAAGCAGAAAGUCGUCAAGGAUCAAGCGGAGAAGGUCCUGCUAAAGGUAAACCCUAAGCUUAUUAAGUACCAAGGCAAUUAUGGCCAGAUAAAGCUACAAGAGCAUGUCAAGAAGGCGUACGAUCAAUUUCCAGAGUUCUGUUAUGCGCCAACUAAGUGGAGAACCUUGGCUAUAACAAAGUUGCUCGGCAUAGCUAGGUCGAACUUCCUACGAACAAAACGUGGCCAAGCAUACAUAAAGAAUGAGCGGCUAGAUAGGAGUGGCUUAGGUGAUGACGGCCACAGGAAACGGAAACAACAUGUUUCUCCGGAUUCGGACAACGAAGGACCACACACGAUAAAGCGUAGACGAGCCGAGCAUAGCGACGACCAGGACAACGAAGAGGACGAGGAUGCGGGCGACUCUGACGACAGCGAUGCUCUUACGGCCGGCAUCAGUGUACUGGGCAUACAGGACAAGGAGCGUCGGCGGGCAAAGAGUGCUACCAACGCUGCGGAUAGCAAAAUGCUGCACCUUAUUCAUUGCUCUUCCGGCAAGGUUAUGGGCAUAGUUGAACUAGCAUCCAUCUCCUAUGGGCCUAUCGCGCGCUGGGAGACGCUCGUAGACGAAGUAAAGGCUUACGAGGAUCUCCUCGGGUCACCCUUUACGGGCUCCCUCUACGUCUCCCCACGCGACCACCAGAACAUGCCAGUGAGGAUCCAGGGCAGCUUGCUCGCGGCACUGAAGGAGGUCGAGGAUGGGAUAGACGUGCGCAUAUCCACUGCACCCCGAGUGAGGACACGGAAAUGA